CUGCUCAUAAAGGUAGCGUUUAAAGAAAUCUUUUCAAACAUUCCAUAAACAACUGACAUGACUUUCAUUUUGUGACAUACAGUUUGAAUUUUCUGUGGACAAUUUAUUCUUUGGGAAUCAUUCUAUUUUACUUCAGAGAUGCGUUUAACGUGUGUACAGUUCCGCGGAGUGAUGCUGCUCGUCUACACGGUAUAUCUGACCCCAACCUCGGCCGACCUUGGGUCCCAAGACAUCGACCCACUAAUGCUCGAGUCACACAGCAGCCUUUCUCCUCUCAGAAACACUCUCUCCUCUCUAAACGACUAUCUCGUGGAAUACCAGAAGCGGUCGUGCCAAUUCGGUUUGAACAGCCACCACUGCGCACUGUCGGCCCUUGACGACAUGAAGGGGGCGAGCGAGUGGCUCAGCAGCGCUCACAGCCCCGGCAAGCGCUCACAGGAACCCACAGACACACAGGACAAGUUUAAUUGGUUGCUAGAUGAUGUAGUGAACAAGCGGGCACAUCUGGCCACGCUGCAGGCGCUGCUGGACACGGCCGAGGAACAGAUGAACGCCAAACGGAAACGAACGUGUCGGUUUAACCUGGGCGGGCGGUGCGCCACCGAGCUGGCAUCGGCCAUCGCGGAUCAGUAUUACUAUCUGAACGGCCCCUCAAGUCCUGGCCGCCGUCGCCGAAGGUCUGCUUCCGGCCGCCAUAUACAACCCAUCAACAACAACUGAGCGCCCGUGAGCCGUUCUUGUGUCAGAGUGGUUCUGUGUAUGACAUUUCUGUUGAAUGUUAAGAACUUUUGCCAAAUUACGUUCUUUUUGGAUCGAAUUUUGACACCUUUCAAAGAUCAUUUGGUCGAAGUGAAAAAUAAAUCUAACAAAAGGUAAAUGUAUUCAUGUCAU
Molecule: messenger RNA, 891 nt
Organism: Mya arenaria
Lineage: Eukaryota; Metazoa; Mollusca; Bivalvia; Myida; Myidae
Exons: 6
Coding region: 139-720 (193 amino acids)
Source: RefSeq, a predicted model, not a curated record